GUCCAGCCAGGGUGCCAGGCCUGGGGCGCUUCGCGUGGCCGCUCAGCAGGCUGGCUUUCCGCGCCGCCGUCAAGCCCCCGACAGGUUCCGGGCCUUCCCAGUCUGCGGCGGGUCAGGAGCAUGGCUUCCGAGAUGGAGUCGUCCAUGGAGGCGAGCUUUACGUCCAGCGGUGCGCUGUCAGGGGCUUCAGUGUUUCUGCCGCCGGCACGCUCCCGCAUCUUCAAGAUAAUCGUGAUCGGCGACUCCAAUGUGGGCAAAACGUGCCUGACCUACCGCUUCUGCGCCGGCCGCUUCCCCGACCGCACAGAGGCUACUAUCGGCGUGGAUUUCCGAGAACGAGCAGUGGAGAUUGAUGGGGAGCGCAUCAAGAUCCAGCUAUGGGACACAGCAGGACAAGAACGAUUCAGAAAGAGCAUGGUACAGCACUACUACAGAAAUGUUCAUGCUGUUGUCUUCGUGUAUGAUAUGACCAACAUGGCUAGUUUUCAUAGCCUGCCAUCUUGGAUAGAAGAAUGCAAACAACAUUUGUUAGCCAAUGAUAUACCACGGAUUCUCGUUGGAAAUAAAUGUGACUUAAGAAGUGCCAUUCAGGUACCUACAGACUUGGCACAGAAAUUUGCUGACACACACAGUAUGCCUUUGUUUGAAACCUCUGCUAAAAAUCCUAAUGAUAAUGACCACGUGGAAGCUAUAUUUAUGACCUUGGCUCAUAAGCUUAAGAGCCACAAACCAUUAAUGCUUAGUCAACCCCCUGAUAAUGGAGUUACCCUGAAGCCUGAACCAAAGCCUGCAGUGACGUGCUGGUGCUAAAUAACAGUCUUUAGUAUACUGUUUAAUUUUGACUGAAGAAAUACUUUGGAAGUAUGACAGUGAUAGUCAUAAGAUUUAAUCUCAAAUGUAAUGAGUCAUCCUGAUACUUUACUGUUUGUCAUCAUCAUGCUCACUUUUGCAUUUUGUGUUUGCUUAGUCAAGUUUGUCACUGUGACAACACAAGGAAAAAGUUGGUUUUCAGGUGAGGUUGAAAAUGAAGCCAAGGCAGGAUGAAUUAGAACAUCUUUCCAUUGAGAACCCAGUGAAGGGGGCUCCAAAUAAGAGUCUGAUGGAGUUUUAAGUCAGUGACUGUUCAGUCCUGUGUUCCUGUAAUUGAAAAAAAAUAUUAAGGGUUCAGUACACACUUAAUGGUAUGUCCUUUGAAUGGGAAAGUGUUCUCGAUUGGAUAAAAACUGGUACUUGCCUCUCCUUAGAGUUCUUUCUUUGUAUUAAUGUAUUUAAUUGCGUUACUAUUUUGGUACAUUUUAGAGCUAAGACUUUAGUUUUAGUGGAGGAGAAGGCAUCAAAUGUGUCCUGGUUCUCAGUCCAUAAAGAAUGACUUUCCCAACAGAUUGUGAUGCUCGAUAUUUUUAAUCAGUCAAGUCUAUAAAAACUGUUACUUUUAGAAGAGUAAUUUGAAUUGUUUUCUUAGUAAAUUCUAUUAAAAUAUGCAAAAUAAGUCAAAUUUUAAUGCAAAUGAAAUGACAUAAUAAGGUGCUUUAUAUUUUAUUAUGAUAUCUUGAAACAGUGAAAAACAAAUUGAAAAUAUAUAAGGAGUUGUAACUAGGGGGAAAAUAGGUAAACGUGGUUCCUGGCUACCACAGGAGACAUAUUCUUAGCUUUUAGUAAUUUCUGGAUGUGUAUCUGGCAUAGUAUCUCUUGCUCGCUCUCACACCCAAUCAACUUAAUGACUAAAGGCUGAAUUAACAAAUCAUGUUCCAUUUGGAUUGCAGCUCUGAGGACAGACCUCUAAUUGCUAUGAGUUUCCAUAUAUCUGUAAUAGUGUUGUGUUACAGUACAUCAAUUUUUAAAAUCUUUAUAUUUUAUGGCCACAACAUGCUAUUCCUUCCUCCUCGGUAUGAAAAACAAAUUAGAUAUUGAAAAAUAUCUUGUCUAUCCCUCAGUGGUGGAAAGAAUAUUUCAAAAAGUUUUUUAUCCCACUUUUAUUUUGAAGUUAAGACUUUGCACAGAGAACUAGUAAGCCUGUUUAUGAAGCUAUUACAUGAGCGGAAGUAAGCCAUGAACUUUCACUGAAGUGUGCACACUAACUCUGAUAGAUUGCUGUCCUUGGCAAUUUUAGAGGAAAUUAAGCCAAAAGGUGAUUGUACUUAUAGUAUUCUCAGAAUGUAGGAAACAAAUUAAACAUGUAUCUAAUCUAGUUUGGGAUUUUUGUUUUAUCAUCAUGAUGGUCCUAACUGGAUAAUUUAAUUAUAAAAGAUAAUUCUAUUAAUUGAACUAACUGCAAGUAAUAAUUAUAGAAAAUAAUUAUUCAGUUUUAAAUAUUAGAGAUUAAGGAAAAACAAUUUGGCUUGUGUUUAGGGAGAUUAAUCCAUUUUUCUUAAUGCUAGAAUUAAAAAUGAUUUGACUUUAUCCAAAUUAAUAUUGAUUUGUAACUAUUUUUGUAGUAAAACAGUGACAGCUGUAAUAAUUGUGAUGGAUGUAACACUUUUUUAAAAGAAGGGAAUCUGUUUAUUGCUUUUCAAAACAUUUUCUAAAGUGAGGGAAGAAAGUUUAUAGACUUUCCAAGCACAUUUAUGUUUUUUUCAGUGCUAGUGUUAAUGGUUUUUUAAAAAGGAAUUUAACUUUCUUUUUGUAAGAAGUUAGUAGUUAACUAUCCUUUACAGUUCUGUGAAAGGAUUUAUUUUUUCACUUUAAUAUUUAUUAAUUUAAAAAUAUUUGUAUCUUUGUAAUGAUUUGUUUUAACUUUUUCUAUGUAUGUUUUUAUUUUUAAAAAGAGCAUACAUAUUAGUUGAAUGGGGAUAAAGCUUUUAGAUACUUUCUAAAAUAUUUAUAAAAACACUUCAUGACUGUUGAGAAAUCACUUCCAAAAUGGUGGCUAUCAAACAACUAAUUAUUAAUUUUUAAAGCACAAAUACAUUUUGUAACUCAUGUGUGAAUUUAUUUUAACUGUGACCUUUUAAUUGAAAACAUAUAUAUCUGGAGAAGUCUUAAUUUGAGAACAACAAAGGAAGCUAAUCCAGAAUCUAAUGUAGUUAGCUAUUAAUUAUGAUGCUUUAUUGACAGUAUACUGCUAAUAUGUUUCCUCAUGAAAUCUAAACUAAAGUUAAAUAGUUUUGUGGUAGACUGGUGUCACUGUAACAUUUCCCUCAUGAACUUCAAUAAACCAGCUUUGCCAUAAAGAAAUUA
Messenger RNA from Hipposideros armiger (great roundleaf bat), 3177 nucleotides. It is a transcript of the gene RAB33B, whose product is annotated as RAB33B, member RAS oncogene family. NCBI's taxonomy places the organism in Eukaryota, Metazoa, Chordata, Mammalia, Chiroptera, Hipposideridae. Gene Ontology annotation, biological process: Rab protein signal transduction. Gene Ontology annotation, molecular function: GTPase activity; GTP binding. Bases 121 to 810 code for a protein of 229 amino acids. The record is from RefSeq and is a predicted model, not a curated record. The transcript has 3 exons.